This is a messenger RNA of Rhinopithecus roxellana (golden snub-nosed monkey), 743 nucleotides long. Its product is annotated as serine protease inhibitor Kazal-type 6. NCBI's taxonomy places the organism in Eukaryota, Metazoa, Chordata, Mammalia, Primates, Cercopithecidae. The transcript has 4 exons. The record is from RefSeq and is a predicted model, not a curated record. Gene Ontology annotation, molecular function: protein binding. Bases 314 to 556 code for a protein of 80 amino acids.
GUGAAUCAUCCCCAUAAUGUAGGGAAACCUUAGAGAGAAGAACCGGAAGGAUGUAUUGGUUGUUAGGAAAAUGUAGGCUACCAGGAGAAAAUGACAUCCUCUGUUAAUAAGAUCUGAGGUGCGACUCACAUAAUUGUCCCAAUUUUUAAGACUGAUGGGGAGCAUGAAGCAUUUAUUUAAAGUGUUGACAGGUCCCAAUAAACUGCAUAGGACUCAUGUGGUCUGAAUGUAUUUUAGGGCUUUCUGGGAAUUGUCUUGACAGAGAACCUGAGCUGGACAAAGCAGCCUUGAUCUGAGUAAGCCAACUGGCACAAUGAAGCUGUCAGGUAUCUUUCUGCUCCUCUCUCUGGCUCUUUUCUGCUUUUUAUCAGGUGUCUUCAGUCAGGGAGGACAGGUUGACUGUGGUGAGUUUCAGGACCCCAAGGUCUACUGCACUCGGGAAUCUAACCCACACUGUGGCUCUGAUGGCCAGACAUAUGGCAAUAAAUGUGCCUUCUGUAAGGCCAUGGUGAAAAGUGGUGGGAAGAUUAGCCUAAAGCAUCCCGGAAAAUGCUGAGUGAAAGCCAGUGUUUCUUGGUGACUUGCCAGCUCUUGCAGCCUUCUUUUCUCACUUCUGCUUAUACUUUUGCUAGUGGAUUCUUUCAACUCAUAAAGACAUACCUACUCUGCCUGGGUCUUGAGGAGCUGAACCUAUGUCUAUUUCUCUUGAUUCACUUGUCAAUAAAGUACAUUCUGCAAAAGCA